AUGCCUGGCCACUUUGAAGAAGUCCGAAAGACCACCGGUCUCAAGAAAGACGACCAAGGAGCCUACACCCAAGCGGUCUACAAGGGAGGAUUGCAGGGUACCGCUCUCGCUGCGGGCCUCACGAUUCCGCUUCACCUCUUCCUCCGCCGCAGGCCGCAGUACAACGCCAUCCCGGUGACCCUUAAAGCGCUCGGCUAUGUCGUGUUGACUAUACCGUGCAUCUCGAUCGCAGCGGAGAAGGCGGGCGAGGCGUUCAUUAGGAGUACAUGGACGGGAACGGGAAAGAAUGAGUUGGAUAGGGACGCACAGAGGGCGGCGAUGAGGUGGGACUCGCUCGGGACGUGGCAGAAGGCUCAGGAUUGGGGAUCGAGACAUAAGUGGGGGUUGAUCGGGGCUGCAUGGGCAGGCUCAAUGGGUAUCUCGUUCGCCUUGGUAGCAAGGACCCCGCAGACCUUCUCUCAAAAGCUCGUGCAAGCACGUAUGUGGGCACAAGGCCUGACAGUCGGCACCCUCAUCUCCUCGGCACUCAUCGCGGGUGUGACUACUACCGACAACAAGGUGGUUGAAGGGAAGAUCGACCACUCGUGGGCCGACAUUCUCGAACAAGAGGGACAGAUGAAGAGGUCUGACCUGGACAGGAUCAGGGGCACGGUCGAGAAGAGCAGAGGAUAG
This is a messenger RNA of Dioszegia hungarica, 672 nucleotides long. RefSeq lists its product as uncharacterized. Gene Ontology annotation, cellular component: mitochondrial inner membrane. Lineage: Eukaryota; Fungi; Basidiomycota; Tremellomycetes; Tremellales; Bulleribasidiaceae. Bases 1 to 672 code for a protein of 223 amino acids. Gene Ontology annotation, biological process: mitochondrial respiratory chain complex IV assembly. The record is from RefSeq and is a predicted model, not a curated record. The transcript has 5 exons.